This is a messenger RNA of Lecanosticta acicola, 1936 nucleotides long. NCBI's taxonomy places the organism in Eukaryota, Fungi, Ascomycota, Dothideomycetes, Mycosphaerellales, Mycosphaerellaceae. The record is from the annotation of a GenBank genome assembly.
AUGCCUCAAGCAAUACCGUCCAAUGGCGCCGACUCGCGACCCAAAGUCCUCAUCCCCGAAAAAGUGAGCGCAGAUGGCCUUCGUCUGCUGCAAGCCUCCCUGGAUGUCCACGAAAAGAAAGGCUUGUCUCCCGAGGAGCUGCAGCAAAUCAUACCAGAAUAUGAUGCUCUGAUUGUUCGAUCAGAGACCAAGGUCAACGCUGAGCUGCUUGCAGCUGGAAAGAAGCUCCGUGUUGUUGCCAGAGCAGGUGUAGGUGUCGACAAUGUCGACCUGCAAGCGGCCACCAAGCUUGGCAUCAUUGUGGUCAACAGUCCACAGGGCAACAUCAAUGCCGCGGCAGAGCACACAAUCGCCUUGAUGAUGGCCGUGGCAAGGAAUGUCGGUGAAGCGAGUGUCAGCUUCAAGGGAGGCAAGUGGGAAAGGUGAGUGCUGCCGAGUUAGUUGAGUGGAAUUCCGCCCUGACGAUUCCUAGGAGCAAGUUGACUGGUGUGGAAGUCAAGGGCAAGACAUUGGCCCUUAUCGGUUUGGGAAAAGGUAUGAAGGUUCUAUCGUAGCGGCAUUGGGGCAUGUUUUCUGAUGGCACGCAGUUGGUCUCACCGUUGCCCGUGCUGCUGGCGGCCUGGGCAUGAACCUGAUCGGCUACGACCCCUACGCAAACGUCAAGCUUGCCGAAGCAGCCAAUGUUGAGAUACUCUCCACCAUGGACGAGCUCUUCGAGCAAGCCGACUUCCUCACCAUCCACACUCCCAUGAUCGCUUCCACCAAAGGCAUGAUCAGCUCCGCCGAAUUAUCUAAAAUGAAGCCUACCGCACGAGUUCUGAAUGUGGCACGAGGCGGCAUCAUCGACGAGGAAGCCCUCCUCAGCGCUCUCGAAGCAGGCAAGAUCGCAGGCGCAGGCCUCGACGUCUUCACCUCGGAGCCACCCAAGGAGGGAGACUCCGCCUCUAGGCUCGUCCAGCACCCCAAAGUCGUUGCGACUCCCCAUCUCGGCGCCUCCACCGUCGAAGCACAGGAAAACGUCUCGAUUGACGUCUGCGAACAAGUCCUCUCUAUCCUCUCGGGCCAAUUACCACGCUCUGCCGUCAACGCACCCAUCAUCAUGGCGGAAGAAUACCGCACUCUGCAGCCUUUCGUCUCUCUGCUCGAGAAAAUGGGCUCCCUCUACACGCAACACUUCGGGCCCUCCAACUCUGCCCAGCGCGUCCGCACCGUCUUCGAUCUGACAUACGAAGGCACGCUCGCCGAAACCCAAACUACCAAGCCCCUCUUCGCCGCCCUCAUCAAGGGCCUCAUGUCCCCCAUCACCGAAGAGGGGACCUCGAACAUCAACAUCGUCAACGCCGAACUCGUAGCCAAGGAACGCGGAAUCCUCGUCAACGAAUCCCGCGCCCGCAACCCCCCCGACAGCGCGGAGGGAUAUUCCGCCUCCGUCACGCUGAAAGCCCGUCUGGACCCGCGCUCUGCCUCCGCACAACGCGCCGCGCGCCCGGAGCCGCCCGUCCGCGCCGCCACCACGACGGGCAGAAUCCAGAAGAUCGAAGACCAGCUCAUCUCGGGCUUCGUCUCCAACAACACCCCCUACAUCUCCCGCCUGGGCCGCUUCGCCACGUCCUUUGUGCCCGAGGGCGCGCUCUUGAUCUGUAGGAAUUACGACGAGCCGGGCAAGAUUGGCACCGUGGGCGGGAAGCUGGGCAAGGCGGGUGUGAAUAUCCGAUCCAUGAGCGUGGCGCCCAUCGACGACGAGGGGGGCAGGGGCAAGGGCCACCACGACGACAACGACGGGGAAUCGUCGAAGGGCGAGGCGGCGGCGGCGAAGAAGGGGAAGGAAAACGAAGCGUUGAUGAUUUUGGGCGUGGAUGGGGUGGUGAGCGAGGAGGUGAGGCAGGCUUUACUCGGUGAUGAUGGGGUUCUGGAGGCGUAUCAGGUUGUGCUUUGA